Messenger RNA from Lutra lutra (Eurasian river otter), 2552 nucleotides. It is a transcript of the gene CENPX, whose product is annotated as centromere protein X. Lineage: Eukaryota; Metazoa; Chordata; Mammalia; Carnivora; Mustelidae. Gene Ontology annotation, biological process: resolution of meiotic recombination intermediates; DNA repair; kinetochore assembly. The transcript is spliced from 5 exons. Bases 1921 to 2157 code for a protein of 78 amino acids. The record is from RefSeq and is a predicted model, not a curated record. Gene Ontology annotation, cellular component: FANCM-MHF complex; Fanconi anaemia nuclear complex.
CCGGAGUCGCGCCCUCGGCCCUCCGCGGGCGGGGUCCUGAGCCCGAGUCUCCCGAGGCCGAGCCGGCGGCCGGGCUUGCGGCGGGGGACGGCCCCCGGGACUGGCCGUCGGCGCGGCGCGAGUGGCUGCAGGCGGCUGGCUGGUGGCCGCGCUGCCCGCACGUUCUCCGGCUUCCUUUUGGCCUGCGGCCUCCCGCGGGGCCCUGGGCUUCGCGUCCCGCCCGCGCAGAGCGGAAACUGGCCGCUCUGUGUCCCUUCCUGGGGGGCGCGGGGCUCCGCACGGGCCCUCCUGGACACCGCGCGCUGCGGGGCCCGGACACGGGUCACCCAGUUCGGACGUGGGUGCAAGUACGGUGCUCCUAGUGGGGAAACUGAGGCAGGGCUAGGUCAGACUCAAGUCGUUUCGCUCCGGAGCCUCACCGUUCGCUCUGCCCGGGUGACGCAGCCCUGCGGGCGGCCGGACCAUACAGGGCCCUGCGGGAGGCGCCGAGCGGGGCAGCAGGCCGUGAGCCAGGAAGGCCCGGGGCCUGGCUCCACCAGUGCCGGUGGGAGCCCCUGCGUUAGGGAGAGGCAGGGCUCUGCGGCUCGCCGUGUGCUUCAGGUCUCUCUGCUUUGGCCCCUGGGAGGGCGGCUUGGCCGGCAGCGGUCAGCGACUGAAAAGGCAAAGGCACUGAGGCCAGGGUGGCCUGGCAGAGUGGUGGUCGCACGAAUCCCCCCUUUGUAACUGCUGGAGAGGGGAGCACCAGCAGACCUGGAGAGCCCUGAGUCCCCACCCCAAUGGCUCUGGCCAGAGCUGGGGUAAUGAUCAUUACCCUUGAGGAGAGCUGUCCCAGGUGAGGGCGGAGGGUCAGAGGGGAGCCCAAGGACCUGCAGGCAGCGGGGAGAGACUGACUGCGUCCCAGGGCCUGUCCUGCCCUCCGCAGCCUGGACUCACUGGCCUGUUUCAGGAACCACCACACACAGCUGGUGCUGGGCUGCCGCGGCCCUGAGGGGUACACUCCCCAGGGUACAGGGGUGGGGGGGGGGAGCGCAGAGCCUCAGGGGCCUUCCCCAGCACCUCCUCGGUGGGCAGCGGCAGGACCAGCAGGUGGCACCAGGCUCUCAUGGUCUCUGCUGGGAGGGCGAGGCUGCCUCCGCCUGACCCCGUGCAAGUUCUUACCCUCCUGAGCCUGGGCCCCAUGGCCUCUGCUCCCUGCCCUGCCCCUCUGCUCUGCUGUCGGAGCUGCACUGGGUGAGGCAGCUACAGCAUGGCUACAGCUGGAGCGUGGCUACAGCUGGAGCGUGGCUAGUCCCCAGCUCACCUUCCCCACACAUCACUUCUGGGCUCCUCCUGCCUCCCCACUGGGGCUGCUGGCUCCUCAUUCACGGCCUCUUCUGGCUGGACCCUGCUCUCUGUAACGUCCCUUGGUCCACCCCCAAGUCCUCACCAUCCUUCGAUCUUCUGGAAGGUUCUUCUCCACUCCAGCCACCUGCGCAGCCGCUCUGCUUGGGGGCGUCAUGCGUGUCUUCCACUCAGCAUGUUCCAAGCGGAGCUCUUGGCUCCCAGAAUCUCUUCCGGCCACAACCCCCAGCUCUGCAGUGGUGCUGUCCUCUAGGGGCUCCAGCCCCCCACCUCGAGGAGUCUGAGCUUGGCCCCACCCUUGUCUGCUCUGGCUCUGCCCGCCAUCUUCCUGCAUUCACCCUGAGCGUCUAUCACAGGAGCAGCCCAGCCUCUGCUCAGCUCUGAGCUCCCCACAGUGGCCAUCCCAGGCCCGCAUGGGGGAGACUCCAGGGAGGGACCUCAAAAGUAGCUGACCUGUGCCUAGAGCAGGGUCUGGCACCAGCUAGGUUGUGCUGGCGGUGUGGACACACCUGCCAAAGGGCACACUUGGGGAGAGCACCUCAGCCCCAGGGGUGGGCGUGCAAGACCACCUGGGAUCCUAUGAGGACUGGACCCAGAGAGCAGUGGGACCUGGUGAGCAAGCUGCUGCGCGUGCACUUCACGGACGGCAAGACCAAAGUGGGCGGGGACGCGCUGCAGCUCAUGGCAGAGCUACUGACAAUCUUCGUUGUGGAAGCGGCUGUCCGCAGUGUCCGGCAGGCCCAGGCAGAAGACCUGGCUCUCGUGGACGUGGACCAGCUGGAGAAGGUGCUGCCUCAGCUGCUUCUGGACUUCUAGGGGCCGCCACCCUCACUGCAGCCUGCUGUCUGAGCUGAGGCGAGGCCCUAUGCCCCAUUUCUGUGGCCUCUGGCUUCAGACAGGGAAGGAGAUGCUGAUGCUGGAGAACCCCCUCUCCAGCCCCCAAGACUGAGUCAGGUCCUGGCAAAUGCCCCACUCCUCCUGGUGACCUACUGCUGACCGCCUGGACACGGAGACUGGGUGGGGGGGUUCGCCGAGGGGACCCAGGGGUGCGGGUGGCUUCCCCUUACACCCACAGGUGUGAGAGAAGGCUGGUGCCAUGAAGCAGCAGGGGCCCGACGCCCCCCCGUCAAAGCUCCCGUGUGACCGUGUAGCUGUCCAAUGCCCUCAGAAGCCGCCUCCCUGAGCUAUCAAUAAACCAUCAAUGCAAGGCA